AUGUUCUUUUUUUCUUCGCCAUUCAAAUUAUCUAUCUAUGUCCUUCUCUUAUUUUCCCGCUCAUAUUAUUGUUCUUCUUCUUCGUUCCCACGAUCAAUCUAUUCUGUGUUUUACUUCGUCUUAUUAUUUUUUCAUUAUUUACACUAUCAUUUUCUUUUUAUUCUUCGCCAUUCAAAUUAUCAAUCUAUGUUCUUCUCUUAUUUUCCCACUCAUAUCAUUGUUCUAUUUCCUCUUCUUCGUUCCUACGAUCAAUCUAUGUUUUUUUUCUUCUUCUUCGUCAUUCACAUUAUUAGUCUGUGUUUUACUUCGUCUUAUUAUUUUUUCAUUAUUUACACUAUCAUUUUCUUUUUUUUAUUCUUCGCCAUUCAAAUUAUCAAUCUAUGUUCUUCUCUUAUUUUCCCACUCAUAUCAUUGUUCUAUUUCCUCUUCUUCGUUCCUACGAUCAAUCUAUGUUUUUUUUCUUCUUCUUCGUCAUUCACAUUAUUAGUCUGUGUUUUACUUCGUCUUAUUAUUUUUUCAUUAUUUACACUAUCAUUUUCUUUUUAUUCUUCGCCAUUCAAAUUAUCAAUCUAUGUUCUUCUCUUAUUUUCCCGCUCAUAUCAUUGUUCUAUUUCCUCUUCUUCUUCGUUCCUACGAUCAAUCUAUGUUUUUUUUUCUUCUUCCUCGUCAUUCACAUUAUUAGUCUGUGUUUUACUUCGUCUUAUUAUUUUUUCAUUAUUUACACUAUCAUUUUCUUUUUAUUCUUCGUCAUUCACAUUGUCUUUCUAUUUUCUUCUUCUUCGUCAAUCACAUAAUUCUAUGUUCUUCUUCGUCAUAUUCACUAUCUUUCUGUUUUCUCACUUCUUCAUCUUUUUUCUUCUUCUUCUCCUUCUUCUUCAUCUUUUUUCUUCUUCUUCGUCAUAUUCACUAUCAUUCUGUCUUCUUCGUCGUCAUAUUCACUAUCAUUCUGUCUUCUUCGUCGUCAUAUUUAUUAUCGUUCUAUUUUCUCCCUUUUUCUUUUUCUUCACAAAAAUAUUUAAUAUCGUUUCCUCCUGUGUGACCCUCAUCAUCCUUCUGUACUUCCUAUCAUUUCUGUCCCAUCCGCGUUAUCAUUUUCUCAUUUCCUUCCUUUUGUUCACCAUUCUCCCCAUCAUUCUUUUCACUCUUUCUAUUUAUAUCUUUAUUCAUUACUUCCACCCUCAUCAUUUCUCACUACUUUUUUGCUCUCUCACAACAGCCUCACUUAUUAUAUUACAAUGA
Molecule: messenger RNA, 1239 nt
Organism: Acanthosepion pharaonis
Lineage: Eukaryota; Metazoa; Mollusca; Cephalopoda; Sepiida; Sepiidae
Source: the annotation of a GenBank genome assembly